CCCAAGGCCAAAGUGCUUGUCCUCUUGGGGAGUGACCCAAUUUGAAUCUUUCUCCAUUACUCCAUUCACUUUUCUGAACUCAUUCGUCAUGAAACACAUCGGGUCGCAGUCAGAGUUCAACAGUCAGCUUACCGCAGCGGGGUCGAGACUGGUGGUCGUGGACUUCUUUGCGACAUGGUGUGGUCCUUGCAAAACCCUUGCCCCUGUGCUCGAGGGUCUCGAGAAGAAACAUACCUCUACGAUUUUUGCAAAAGUCGAUGUCGACCAGGCAAAGGAUUGCGCAGAAACGUACGAAGUCACCGCCAUGCCAACAAUUGUUUUUUUCAAGAGCAAGUCAGAGGUUGGACGUGUAGUAGGCGUCAAUAUGAACCAGAUCCAAGCACUGAUCAAAGAACAUGAGGGUGGGGACGCCUUCAGUGGUGUCGGGCAGACAUUGGGCGGCAGCAGUAGUAGUACUACCGGCAGUGGCAGCAACGCCUCGAUGUCAACUAGCACCAAAACUGUGGAGGGACCAGGCGGUAGCUGUCAGAUCCAAGUACGACUCAUAGAUGGAUCAACCAUUCGGGGAUCCUUCGAGCCCACACACACGCUGCAGCAGGUGCGUGACUUUAUACAGGCAAAUUUGGAUGCCAGGGGAGUGCAAGUACCAGGAUUCCUGAUGAUGACUAGUUUUCCCAGAGUCGUUUUUGAGAAUGACACCUUAAUGCACACGCUGCAAGAAGCCGAGCUCACCCCGCGUGCGCUGCUCAUUGUCAAAGCAGCUUAAAAGUUGGCAUGGACAAAACUGACAGCCGUAAUUGAAGUGAAUAAAGUCGAUGUACCUUCUCUCGUAA
This is a messenger RNA of Gamsiella multidivaricata, 833 nucleotides long. Its product is annotated as thioredoxin-like protein. The record is from RefSeq and is a predicted model, not a curated record. Gene Ontology annotation, molecular function: protein-disulfide reductase activity; protein binding. NCBI's taxonomy places the organism in Eukaryota, Fungi, Mortierellomycota, Mortierellomycetes, Mortierellales, Mortierellaceae. The transcript has 3 exons. The coding region runs from base 89 to 766 and encodes 225 amino acids.